Suillus plorans is the source of this 827-nucleotide messenger RNA. RefSeq names its product ribosomal L28e/Mak16. Gene Ontology annotation, cellular component: cytosolic large ribosomal subunit; ribosome. The record is from RefSeq and is a predicted model, not a curated record. The transcript has 5 exons. NCBI's taxonomy places the organism in Eukaryota, Fungi, Basidiomycota, Agaricomycetes, Boletales, Suillaceae. Gene Ontology annotation, molecular function: structural constituent of ribosome. Gene Ontology annotation, biological process: translation. The coding region runs from base 376 to 810 and encodes 144 amino acids.
GCUCCGAAGCGUCUAAUGCAAACUACAUAUUAGCCUUGUAACAUGUUGUCUAGUAUCUACGACUAUAACCACUUGCAGCAGCCAUGCAAUCCAGAGGCUGGACGCAUUUUAGGCCCAAUACAGGCUUGGCAAUGUGCAAAAUCCAACCCUUUCCAUACCCGUCAAUCUACGUAGGUCGUCGACCGGUCAUUCGAGAGUUAGCUAGUCCUAGACGAAGCCCAGCCCGGCCGGGACCGUUGAACUUAAUUAUCGACCCAAGUGUAUCGGCUAUCCCCGACAGAAGUAUUUGCCUCUGUUUGGUUCAACUGUACAGUUACCUCAGCCACACUUGGUCGCUGUUCAGAACAACCUGUAAGGCUUAGCAGCAUCCUCAAAAUGUCGACCGACCUCCAGUGGCUCCUUAUCCGCAAAUACAACUCCUUCCUUGUGAAGAAGGUCCCUGAAGGUCCCAGCUUCUCCAAGGAGCCUGGUAACCUCCUUAACCUGCACUCGCAUAAAUAUUCCGGUCUUGCCAACUCCAAGACCAUCGACAUUCAGAGCUCUGAGUCUGGACUACAAAUCACCACCCGGAAAUCAAAGGCAUCACCACACGCUGUUCGUCCCGCACGAUCAACCGCAAACGUCCGUAACCGCUCAGGAGGCCGUCGUUCAUUGGGAGUCGUUGCUUCCGUCGCAAAGAGGGGGUACCGUCCCGACCUGAGAGCUGCUGCUCUUGGUCGUACCUCUGCACUGCUCGCUGCACAAAAAGAGAAGAAAGCUUCGCCACCGAAGAAAGUCCGGGGGAAGAAGGCAGCAGCAUCCAUUCCAUGAUUUGAUUUAUUUGUAUC